CUACCUGCGGCCGGCUGCACUUCGCCGCGCUCCGACGUGACUCUCGGGUAACUGAGGAGCUCGGGCUCGGGCUGGGAAAAGCUCCUUAGACGCGGUUUGAAGCGAUUUCCACGCGCGGGGGGGAUCGGCACCGUACAUUUCAUUGGUGCAUGAAUGGAAAUUUAAAAGGUUUGUCAUUAAAUAUUGGUGAAAAUGGAAACAUCAUCUAUGCUUUCAUCUUUACACGAUGAAUGCAGAUCAGACAAUUACAUUGAACCUCAUUACAAGGAAUGGUAUCGUGUAGCUAUUGAUGCUUUAAUUGAAGGAGGUUUAGAAGCCUACCAAGAAUUUCUUUCCAAAGAGAGAUGUUCAGAGUUCCUAGCAGAAGAAGAAAUUAAUUAUAUUUUGAACACUGUUCAGAAACUUCCUCAAAACACAGUUUAUUCCUCUGACAAUGCUGUUGAUGAUACCUCUUCCUCGGGUACUUAUUGGCCUAUUGAAUCUGAUGUGGAAGCUCCGAACCUUGACUUGGGCUGGCCCUAUCUGAUGCCUGGAAUAUCUGGAGGUACAAAUAUUGAUCUACUUUUUCAUCCACCACGAAUACAGCCUUUCACAAUAAAGGAAACCAUUAGGAAGAUGAUAAGAGAAGCAAGAAAGGUCAUUGCCAUAAUUAUGGAUACGUUUACAGAUGUGGAUAUCUUCAGAGAAAUUGUAGAGGCAUCUACCAGAGGGAUUGCUGUGUAUAUUCUGCUUGAUGAGUUCAACUUCAGUCACUUUCUUAAAAUGACAGAAAAACAGGGCUUUCAAGUUCAGAGAUUCAGGAACAUCAGGGUGCGGACAGUAAAAGGACAAGAUUAUUAUUCCAAAUCAGGGGCAAAAUUCCAUGGAAAAAUGGAACAGAAAUUUCUUCUGGUUGACUGUAAGAAAGUCAUGUAUGGUACUUACAGCUUUAUGUGGUCAUUUGAAAAAACCAACCUCAGCAUGGUUCAAGUUAUCACAGGACAACUGGUUGAAUCCUUUGAUGAAGAGUUUAGGACACUGUAUGCCCGUUCCUCUGUUCCUAGUUCAUUUGCCCCAGAAUUAGGUAGGGUAAAUAGUCAGAGGAUACUCUGGGAGAAUGGCAUAUGCCAGCAUUCACAGUCUUCUUUAGCUUCGGUUUCCAGCCAACGAAACCUUUUUGGUAGGCAAGACAAGAUUCACAAACUAGAUCCCAUUUACUUGAAAACUCGAGGAAGAUAUGCAGUGAAUGAAAUAGAUACAUAUGGUUUGAGAAAUCAAACCUACAACAAACUACCCUUUCAUCCAGGUUUUAACAUGCAAAAUAAAAUUCGGCAGAAUCAACCCAGUGAACAAAACGAGCAUUGGAAGAGACAUAGUUAUGCUGGGGAAAACCCAGAAAGGACUCCUUACUUUUUGCUACACCGAGCUAUUAAUCGGGCCAAUAAUGUAUCAAAUACUUGGAAGAUGCCAUCUGAUAGCCUUAGUAUCGUAUCUUCUUUAAAGGGAGGCUAUACAAACAAUUGCAAUGCACCCCAACAAAGUUUUGCUGAUCGGUUUGCACAGCCAAAGAUAAAUAUUGCAGAAAGAAAUUCAAUUGUACGGAGGUCUUUCAAUGGAACAGAUAAUCAUAUCCGCUAUCUGCAGCAGAGGAUGCCAACCCUUGAACACACUACAAAAUCAUUUCUCCGUAACUGGCGAAUUGAGUCAUACUUAAAUGAUCAGUCAGAUUCUGCUGCAGAUUGCAAUGGAUCAGCAGUCGGUGAUAGGUAUGAGGGCUAUGACACAGCAGAAAAUAUUAAAGCUCAUGCCCUUUAUUCUCAUUCUCGCCUGAGGUCAUCAUUAGCUUUUAAGCCAACUUUGCCAGAACAGCAGGAAGUAAGCAGCUGUACAAGUUCUUCAAAUUCAACUAUCGUUGGUUCAGAGGGAAGCGAAACACCUAAAGGGACGCCCAAUCAUAUCCCGAUUGUGAAAAAUGUGACCGACAAAGAAUCAGCAGAGGUCAGCACUAACAUCCCACCUGACUCAGAUGAACCAAAAAAGUCUGGAAUGCAGGUUGCAGAAAACAAAAAACCUAUUUUAUACCCAAAUGCCACUCAGGACCCAUCUAUCUACAUGUACACAGCCUUCUAUGUAAACAGACAGGCAGAAAAUGGGAAGAACCACCAAAAUGAAAAUAUACUAAAAAGGCGAAGUUUCCCUAUAUUUGACAACUCCAAGUCCACUUUGGAUCAUGGUGUCAACAAACAGGCGUCUAGCUAUGUUUACAGCACACUGACUAGGCAGAGACUUAAGCGGCCAGAAAAUCUAAAGCCCCCAGAGGAUACAAUAAAAAACUCUAAAAGCUUUCACAGUGUGACCAACCACAUAGAACAAGAAGAGAAAAAUCUUGAAGAAGAAUCAAAGAGCCCCACUACCACAAAGGCCAUCUCUGUGGCUGCUCUAGCCGAAGAUAGCAAAGAGGAACCUAGCAAAGAAUGUACUUUAAAGAAAGAAAAUAAGAAUUCACCAAGUUUCCUGAAAAAGGGAUCCCAGAAACUGAGGUCAUUGCUAAAUCUCACACAAGACAAGAAGGAAAACUUGUCAAAAAACAAAGGUCCUGUGUUUUAUAGAAUGUGCAGCAGUUCUGACACGUUGGUUUCUGAAGGCGAAGAGAAUCAAAAGCCAAAAAUAUCUGAGACAAAGGCUGAUUCCUCUCCAAGAAAAAAGAGGACCACCUCAUCCAAUUCACAAGGCAACUUGCAUAAAAGUAAAGAGGAUGUCACUUUGAGCCCACCAAAGUCUCCCAAGCCACCAAAGUCUCCCAAGCCACCAAAGUCUCCAAAACCUCCAUUUGAUGAAAGCAGUAAAAAGUGCCCUACUUUAUGCCCCCCUGAAAAGUUCUUAGAAACUCUAGUAGAUGCAUCCACUCCAAGAUUUAAUACUGAACAGAUCCAGUACCAAGAGGUGAAAGAAGCUAUAACUAAUGCUACCCAGGAAACUGCAUCUGUUUCUAGUCCUCCACAAAGAGUAAGCACAAUGACAUCCCAGCCUGGAAACUCAAAGCACAAAGAGGAGUUAUUAAGAUCUCGUUUGAGUGAAAGACGUGUUUAUAGUCGCUUUGAGCCAUUCUUGAAGAUGGAAAGCUCUGGUCAGCCCGCAAGAAAUACACCCAAGAGCAGUACACACCUCCCAGAAACAAAAAGCAAAACCUUAGAGAAUAACUAUGCAAGGGGCAAUCAGGUGGCUCAUUACAACUCAACUGUAUACCGUCCAUUACAGCCAAAUGAAAACAAGCUUCGAGGAUUUAUGCAAAAGUUUGGAAACUUACUAUACAAAAACAAAUAACACCUAUAUAGUCUGAGGACUGUGUGAAAAAUAGCAAAGGCAGCAGCAGGACUGUAAGUAUUUAACUGACUUAGAUGGAUGGGCAGGCCGGUAAAGUUUACAAGGGGUUAGAACUUUGGAAUUGAUGUAUAUGUUUUUAUGUAAUAAACCUAGAGUUAUUAUACUUCAGUCAUUACACAAGUUCUGUGUCUAAAAGAUGUUUUAAAUGAGAUGUUUAUAAUGUUUAUACUGUAAGAUUAAUUUGAGAUAGAUACUUUCCCUCAUUCAGAAAGUAUGUAAUAAUAUCUUAUAAGUGUGGAAAAAGAGGGAGGAGGUUAUUUAAACUCCAACUAAUAUUUUUUUCAAAAACCUAUCAUUUAAAAAUAGAAUAAUACUGGGAUAAGUGGUCUGCUGUGUCUUUUCAGCAUUUAUGUACUCUUGAAAGUAAUAAAAGCAGAUGUUAAUUAAUUGUAUGUUACUUAGCCAUUUAAACUAAUUUUUGAAAGCCUCUUACAGACUUUACCAUGUUACUGAUUGUCCACACAGACUGUAUUGAACUGUGAGGGUAACAAAUGGAGAAUCUCACUUAUUGUACUGAAUAUUGUAUGUAAUUACAUAUCACCACAAACCUCAAAGUGACCCUCACACCAGGGUGUGGUGUACUUGUUUACAAUGUGAAGUGGUUGUAACUGUAGGGUGACAUUUUAAAAACUAUUGAUGCAUCAAGAUUUAUUGAAAGUAGGCUGCAAUUGGAGUUAAACCUCAAAUGUACAGUUAACUUUUUAUCAUAUAUGCCAAUAUUCCCUACUGCAUCCUUAGAAACAUGUGCUUUCCUGUAUUUUUAAAUUUGGAGCAUCAAGGAAGAAAAUUAGUCUGUGGAUUACCAUUUCUCAAUCAAGUUUGUAAGUUCCCCAUAUAGUACCUAGCUUUAAAUGUUAACAAUUGAAUUUGCAAUUCUAACUUAAGUAGUCCAGUUAAGAAAAGUUGUAGGCACUUAUUUCACUCAAAACUUGAAGUAUUUCCAAAGACUAAAGUAAUGGAAGCAACAAAAGACCUUUUAGACAGACUGGGUGAAAUUCUGGGAGUCAGUGGUAAAAUACCGAUUGACAUUAGUGGAGCCACGAUUUCACCUAUCUUGUUUAUAAACUCCUGUUCCUAAUUUCUUCCUAUUUACUAUAUGGACCAAAGGACCAUGCACAGGAAUGCUCACUGUUCACUUGACCAGCUUGCAUUCAAAUAGUUUUUUAAAGUAUGGAAACAUUCACAAACUCUUUUCAUUUGAAUCGGUGCUAAUUUAAGGAUUUCUCAAAUUGAGAUAAUCUGUUUGCAAAAUUCAGGUGUUCUGCCAGUGACUUCAAUGGACAUUGGAUCAGGACCCAACCAUUUUAUUUAACUAAGACAUGAGUAAUUCCCACUGAAGUCAAUAAAGAGUUACUUGUAUCAAGCAGUAAGAUAAUCAGGACCCCACUACUGUGCAUAGUAAAUAUAAGAAGAGUAUGAGAGAGACAAGGUUGGUGAAGCAUAUAUUUUAUUGGACCAACUUCUCUUGGUGAUAGAGACAAGUUUUUGAGCUUAUACGGAGCUCUUCUUUAGAUCUGGGAAACCUUGUCUCUCUAAUAUCCUGGAUCAACAUGGCUACAACAACAUUUCAUAUGAGAAGAGUAUGACACUGAUGAUUAAUAUUUAAUGUUAAUUCAUUCACAAACAUUUAUUUUUAAUGUCUAUUCCUGAACUGAUUGUUGAGAUGAGCACACCAGUGAUUUCUGUAUGUUAUUUCCUUUAUUUUAAUGGGGGAGGGAUUUUGAAUAAGAAUAUUGUGCUGUUGAGGAGAGCAACUCCCAUCCAAAUAACUUUUUUAAAUAGCAACCAUAUUUUCAUGCAGUGAUUGUUAAUAUUAUGGAAAAAGUUGUCUUGAAUUAAUCUCACAUUACUGGAUUGACAGAGAGGCCCUGAUUAUGAUCUCACUUAAUUUAGCUUUAUCUGUAUAACUUGGAACAAAUAUGGCCCACGGCACCAUAGUAUCUAAGUGUUCUACACUCCUGUAACCCCACUGAGUUAUUUCUGAUUUAUACUAACAUAUAGUGAUCCAUCCCUCGCCCAUUCCCAGCUUCUGACAAUCAGAGGCUAGGGACACAAUCUCUUCCCAUCCUGGCUAGUAGCCAUUGUUGGACCUAUCCUCCAUGAAUUUAUCUACUUCUUUUUCGAACUCUGUUACA
Chrysemys picta bellii (western painted turtle) is the source of this 5498-nucleotide messenger RNA. RefSeq names its product family with sequence similarity 83 member B (gene SACK1B). Gene Ontology annotation, biological process: signal transduction. Lineage: Eukaryota; Metazoa; Chordata; Testudines; Emydidae. The record is from RefSeq and is a predicted model, not a curated record. Gene Ontology annotation, molecular function: protein kinase binding. Gene Ontology annotation, cellular component: cytoplasm; membrane.